CUUGCAACUCGUGGCGACUCAAUUGCACCCACGUGUCACUGCCAAUUGCUUUUAUUAUCGCGGGUGUUGAACUGGGGUGUAUAGUGUUUGCUUUCUCGACUUUUUCAUACUUCCUCGCGACCAGAAUCUCGUAGCAGACUUUUCGUCAUCUUACGUCAGGAUCAUCCAGGAACGGCUUCAUUUGCAUAGUCCACUACACGUAUCAAAACGGCUCAUCCCGACUUUUACGAGACCGCGAGUCUCACAUGUCCGGUCCAACCUCGAACCCAGGCUUGAAGCCCAAUGGCAGUUCAGCCUAUGGCACAUUCCCACGACCGAGGUUAAGCUCAGGCGUCGACAGUCAAGACAGCGUCGACAGCACUGCCGCACAGAGUAAUGGCGACGACGUUUCCCCAAAACGCAAACCCUUACCACCGCGCAAGUCAUCCAGACAUGUGGAGUUUAGGAACCAUCUGAAACGACCCCAUCUGACCGAAAGUCAUCGGACUCUGAGCGAUGCCUUGCGCUCGGCGAAAAGCCGUGAAGAGCAGGAGACCUUGAUGCCAGAUGAUGUCAAUGCGGGUGCUGAUGGAUGCUUCAAUGGGGGAGGCGAGCCCGUGGGACCUCGAGAGGUGUUUGCUCCGUAUCAGCAUUCGGGAUUGAAGGUGUACUACAACAUCCAUCGGAUACGAAGACUCCUCUUGGCCGUCAUCGAAGAUCCAUAUACUGUUGAACAGCUGAGGGAACCUCGAAUGAAUGUUCUGAUCGUCAAACCACUUGUUGACAGACUUUAUGAUGAAGACGACAUUUCCAUAGUGUACUGUCUUCUGGUCAACCGUAUGCAAUUCCUGCGUGAACAGCAAUUCCAGCAACACCAUCAAACGGUGGAUCUUACUCGUGCCAAUCUCUGUGAGCUAGUGGCAAUGAAGGUUCUGCGACGACACGAUGAAGAAAGUACCGGCAAAGCAGGACUCCUGCUCCUGGCGCAGAUCCUUGUCGCACCGUUUCAGCCCUUCCAAGGCGCUCCCGAAGAACGCUGUCCACAGAGACAUUUGCCAUCGGAGUAUCAAGGACAAGGCGACUACGAUGGCAAAUUGACGGCUUUGGAGGUCGCCAUCGUGUCUGAAAGUAAGGUACUGCUCAGCAGCUCGGCCUCCCAAAAGGUCAUUGACGCUGUGUACCGCGGACGCAUUGUCUACACCCCAACCACGUUUAUCGAUAUCAUUCCUGAUCACUACAAACACAAGGCGAUAGCCUUGUACGAUCCUCGCAAGGCUCCGUUGCUGAACCAAUACCGUCUCAUGGUGCCCCGGACGCGCAAUGUUAUCGAAGUCGUACAGUUCAUGUUACUCCUUGCAUCGUACUGUUGGUGUAUGCACAGACGUCAAGACCACACCCUUACCAACGCAGAGAUUGUGUUCAUGCUCUAUGGCGCAGGAUGGGUGUUGGAUGAAUUGGCGUCAUGCCUGGAACACGGUUGGGAAGUUCAUACGCAAGAACUCUGGGCGUUUCUAGACGUCACUUUCGCCGGUAUCUUCAUCAUCUACUUCAGCAUGCGAAUCCACGGCUGGGUGAUUGGGGUUGACGAGACGGGCAGGCAGGCGCUGGACGUCCUCGCUGUCGCUGCACCGAUACUCUUCCCACGUAUCGCAUUCAAUCUGAUGCCUGAGAACAUGCUCUUCAUCGCAUUGAGAGCCAUGGUCAAGGAGUUCACGGCCUUGAGUCUCAUCGCGUUCUGGUGCUUUGGCGGCUUCCUCCUCGCGCUGAAGUGGCUCAGCAUGAGCAAUCCUCACGUGGGGUCCGAAGAUUCCCCCAACGUAAUCACAAUUUCCAAGUGGAUGCUCUGGAUCUGGUUUGGUCUUGACGGCACUGGCAUUGACGAAGCGCCCAAGUUUCACGAGAUUCUUGGCCCUACUCUAAUGGUCAUUUACGCCUUCAUAGGCAACACGUUGUUCCUGACUGUCCUCGUCUCGAUUCUCUCAAACACUUUCUCCAAAAUCGCCGUGGAUGCUACAGCAGAAGUGCAAUUCCGCCGCGCAGUCAUGACCUUUGAAGGCGUAAAGUCCGACUCGCUCUUCGCCUAUCGUCCGCCCUUCAACCUUCUCGCGUUCGUGGUCCUCCUUCCGCUAAAGUUUCUGCUCACGCCACGCUGGUUCCACAAGAUCAACAUCACAGCUGUUCGCAUUCUCAACGCCCCAAUCCUCCUCUUCAUCGCGUAUCACGAGCGCAAAGCCCUCUGGAAACCCGUUCGACGCCGCAGUCUGAGCGGCCCCGGGCCCACCAAGCGCUCAAAAUGGUUGUUCGACGGCGGCUUUUGGGCAUGGAGCAAGAUGAGUCCGCAUGAGGAUCUCCGAGCUGUAUUUCAAGACGAGCCGCCACAGGCUAUCGUUUACCAGAUCGAGGAGGAGGAUGAUCUCGAGGAUGCGAUUCUGGAGAACAGUUUCGCAGGUGCUGCUGCUGCUGGAGCCGCGAAUCGAAGUAUCAGUCCCGGGAGUGUGUUGACGAGACGGAGGCGGUUAAGCAGCGUGUGGCCGACUCCUUCGGUGUAGGUGUUUUUCGUGUUCGGCCGUUGCCACAAGUUGUCAUCACAGGGCUGGCGGGGAGUUGCUGGGUAUCACUUUUAUAUGCUCAAGAUAGCGGACUUGACUUUGCAUCAUGAUCGGUUUAUCCUGUGUAGCGAAUCUGUAUUUACCAAACACUUCACAUACAUAAAAAUAUACGAGAAGCCAC
Messenger RNA from Dothidotthia symphoricarpi CBS 119687, 2709 nucleotides. RefSeq lists its product as uncharacterized. The record is from RefSeq and is a predicted model, not a curated record. The coding region runs from base 246 to 2528 and encodes 760 amino acids. The transcript has 3 exons. NCBI's taxonomy places the organism in Eukaryota, Fungi, Ascomycota, Dothideomycetes, Pleosporales, Dothidotthiaceae.